This is a messenger RNA of Xenopus laevis (African clawed frog), 3948 nucleotides long. RefSeq names its product replication factor C subunit 1 L homeolog (gene rfc1.L). Gene Ontology annotation, cellular component: DNA replication factor C complex; nucleus. The transcript has 25 exons. Gene Ontology annotation, molecular function: ATP binding; ATP hydrolysis activity; DNA clamp loader activity. Bases 165 to 3608 code for a protein of 1147 amino acids. Gene Ontology annotation, biological process: DNA replication; DNA repair. The record is from RefSeq and is a predicted model, not a curated record. Lineage: Eukaryota; Metazoa; Chordata; Amphibia; Anura; Pipidae.
CGCUUGUUUCCACGUGAGCCAGUCCGGGCUCGCACAAGUGACGUAUAGAGGAAGGGGCGCGGCUAAGGUUUGCAGCGCAGCGCCUGAACUGUGAGAGUUGGCGCCAAGCGUUGGGUGCAAGUGGAUCUCGCUGGCGGGAGAGCGGGAAGGUUCGGCUUGGAGUGAUGGAUAUCCGAAAUUUUUUUGGGGUUAAACCAGUUGCGAAGAAACAUGGGACCGAAAAAACAGACAUAAAAGAGAAAAAGAAAAGUCCAGAAGCGAAAAAGAAACCGAAAGACAGUAAAGUAAAAAGUCCCAGUAGUGAUGACAGCUUGAAGGGUAUGAAUGUGAAGAAGAAGAAAAGGAUCAUCUAUGACUCUGAUGCAGAAGAGGAAAGUCCACCAGUGAAAAAAGCAAAAAAGCCAUCUGAAAAAUCCCCACCUCUGCCAAGGCCCCACAAGAUUCGCAAACCAGACCCAGUAGUGUUUGUUUCUGACACUGAUGAGGAAGACUUUGAUCAGAGAAAAAAAUAUCGGAAACCCAAGGAAAAUGGAAGUUCAACAGUAAGUUCUGAGAGGCAGCAGGUUCCUGCCAAAGUGCCGGCACAAAGCAAGCCCAUCACUCCAGAGAAAAAAAUUCCUGCAUCUUUGCUGGAUUUCUUUGGGACGGACAGUGUGAAACGCUCAGACAAGAAGCUAGUGGCAAGCAAACGGAAAGCACCGUGCGAGAGCCCAGGAGACUCCACACAGGAUGAUGAGUCCAUUGCCAAACAGCUGCAGCUUGAGGAAGAUGCGGAGCUGGAACGACAGCUUCAUGAGGAUGAAGAAUUUGCUCGAACUCUGGCAAUGUUGGAUGAAACUUCAAAAAAUAGUCAGAAGAAAACUGGAGAGAAGCCAACAUCUCUGACUUCCAAAAAAAGCCCAGUAAAGGUGGAAAAGAACGACAAACAUUCCCAUUCUCCCUCAGAGAGAGCAAACAGCUUGUCAGAUGAGUGCAAGAGCAGCAAGGCAAAAGAUCAUACCAAAGCUGAUCACAAGAGGCCCUGUUUGUCAGAAUCCUCAACUGGACAUGUAACAAAGUCGUCCUCCAAUAAGGACUCUCCCCUGAAGACCAGCUCAAAGUUGGCUCUCAUGAAACAGAAGGAUGAAGCCACCAAACAAAAGUCUUCUCACCAAAAGUCUUCUCCAGAAAUAAAAUUCAAGCAAAUUUCACCAAAGAAGGAGCAGUUCACACCAGAGAAAUCGCCACAGAAAAAUGAGUCAAGUCCUGAGGACUCUGAGAAGAAACGUGCCAAUUUUAAGGCUUACCAGAAUUUUCUUAAUCGGGAAGGUCCAAAAGCUCUGGGCUCUAAAGAAAUUCCCACAGGGGCAGAUAACUGCAUGGAGGGCCUGACCUUUGUGAUCACUGGUGUUUUAGAAUCUAUUGAAAGAGAUGAAGCAAAGUCCUUGGUAGAAAGGUACGGAGGAAAAGUAACUGGCAAUGUGAGCAAGAAGACCAACUAUGUCAUCAUGGGCCGUGACGCUGGCGUCUCUAAACGGGAGAAGGCAGAGGCACUCGGAACAAAGGUCAUUGAUGAAGAUGGACUUUUUCAUUUAAUUCGAACCUUGCCCGGCAAGAGGUCCAAGUAUGACAUUGCAGCAGCAGCUGAGGCAAAGAAGGCAAAAAUAAAGACAGAAAAGAGUCCAGACAAAAAAGAACAAGUGACUAAAAAGCCAAGCCCAAAUAAGAAAACAUUAACACCAGAAAAACAAACGGGAAAAAAGCCCAGCCCAGCUAAGAGGAGAUCCACUCCAGAAAAAAAAGAAUCCUCAAGCAAAACAGACAUGAACGACGAGGGAAAGACAAAGGUUGUUAAGAAGGAGCCGGAGGAAGUGCAACCAACCUCUACCGAUGGGGACUCGCCCUGCGAAAGUUUAUUGUGGGUAGAUAAAUACAAACCUGUGUCUAUAAAGCAAAUCAUUGGACAACAAGGAGAGCAGAGCUGUGCUAAUAAACUAAUGAAGUGGCUCAAGAACUGGCACCAGAACCACUCUUCUGAUGAAAAGAAACCUGCUGCAAAGUUUAACAAAUUUGGAGGCAAAGAUGACGGCUCUUCGGUUAAAGCUGCCCUGCUGUCAGGCCCUCCGGGUGUUGGCAAAACUACAACAGCUGUGUUAGCCUGUGAGGAGCUGGGCUACAGCUAUGUAGAACUCAAUGCAAGUGAUACUCGCAGCAAAAACAGCAUGAAGGAGGUGGUCGCAGAGUCAUUGAACAAUACAAGCAUUAAAGGCUUCUAUUCAGGAACAUGCAAGUCCGUCAGCUCCAAACAUGCUCUUAUCAUGGAUGAGGUAGAUGGAAUGGCUGGUAAUGAGGACAGAGGUGGAGUGCAGGAAUUAAUUUCCUUAAUCAAACAAUCAAAGAUCCCUAUUAUUUGUAUGUGUAAUGACCGCAAUCAUCCCAAGAUUCGCUCUUUGGCAAACUACUGCUUUGAUCUUCGUUUUCAGAGACCCAGGGUGGAGCAGAUAAAGGGAGCGAUGAUGUCUGUGGCAUUUAAGGAAGGAUUGAAGAUUCCGCCUCCAGCUAUGAAUGAGAUCAUUUUAGGGGCAAACCAAGACAUUCGUCAGGUGUUACAUAAUCUCAGCAUGUGGUGUGCGAGAAGUAAAGCCUUGACUUACGAUGAAGCCAAGAGUAACGCAAACCGUGCUAAAAAGGACAUUAAAAUGGGUCCUUUUGAUGUCGUCCGAAAAGUAUUUAGUAGUGGGGAAGAAACGGCUCAUAUGACUCUUAUAGACAAGAGUGACCUUUUCUUCCAUGAUUAUUCGCUGGCGCCUCUGUUUGUGCAGGAAAACUAUGUUCAUGUGAAGCCGGCUGCAGCAGGUGGCAACAUGAAAAAACACUUGUUUCUGCUGAGCAAAGCUGCUGACAGUAUUUGUGAUGGGGACCUUGUCGACAGAAUGAUCCGGAGCAAACAGACUUGGAGCCUUCUGCCCACUCAGGCAGUCUAUGCCAGUGUCCUACCCGGGGAGCUGAUGAGAGGAUACAUGGGGCAAUUCCCUAAUUUUCCCAGCUGGUUAGGGAAAUAUUCCGCCACGGGGAAAUACGACCGCGUCACGCAGGAGUUAACCAUGCACACGUGCCUCAGAACGAGAACAAACAAGGGGGCCCUGAAUCUGGAUUAUCUGUCGUACAUGAGGGACGAGCUGGUGAGGCCAUUGCAUCAGUCUGGAGCAGAGGGGGUGGCCGAGGUGGUGGAUUUUAUGGACAAUUAUUACCUGAUGAAAGAGGACUAUGAUAACAUCAUGGAAAUCAGCUGCUGGGGAGGGAAACCCAGUGCCUUUUCCAAACUGGAUCCCAAGGUCAAAGCUGCUUUCACCCGUGGCUACAAUAAGGAGGCGCAUCUGACCCCAUACUCCCUGCACGUGGUUAAAGCUUCCAAGCGAGCGACUGCAUCAGUGGCAGACUCUGAGUACAGCGAGGAAACCAUCAACGAGGAACACAAUGAGGAGACAGAAGAGCAAGCAGACAGCAUGGAGUCCGAUGCAAUGAUCAAGGCAAAAAAAGCCAAACCAGCAAAGCCAACCAAAACAUCAAAGACAGAAAAGGGUGGAGAGAAAAAAACAGGAAAAGCAAAGGUGAAGAAGGCAAAGUGAUCUCAUUGGCUGAUAUGUAAGAGACUAUAAGCCACGCCCCCACUGAUUGUGGGAAAGAGGAAACCCAAUCACAUGACUUUACUCCGUCGCCCAUUGGUGCUGAGAUGUAACACACAGUCGGCGUCAGGAGGGAAAGGGUUAUUUGGAUCUUUUUUAUUGAGAUGUAGAAAAUGUGUAAAGGCACUUGUCAGGAUUCAGUCCAUUGUCGCUGGUAACUGAAGAGCAGAUUUUAUAGUGUGUGUCUUUCCCCAGAUCUGUACAUAAACACUCGACUUUUCCUUUGUAUAAUAAGUCAAAUGUAACUGUAUAAAUCUACAAUUAAAAUUAGUUUAUCACAAAA